UCCAUAUACCUAGUCUUCAGUUCUGAACGCUCAAGCCCUCACACCUCUUCCACCGUCUUCCAUCCUCUUCCGCCCUUUUCCAUCGUUGCUGAAGACAGAGGCUCUUCCACCCUCUUCCACCGUCGCAGAAGACAGAGGUUCUUAAUCAAACAUUCUUUGGGCUUCAAUCUUCACCGAAUCACAAGAUUUAAUCUUCACCAAAUCUGGAGGCGGCUUGUGGUCUGAGUCUGAAUCGCUGUAGGAAAUACAGGUUUGCAGAAGCGAUUCUUUGUUGUUUCGAAGAGAAUCUCGAGCUUGGAGGAGGCUAUCAGAAUCAGAAGCUUGUAAACUAAACUAUGGACACCUCCGAGGAACCAAUGCGUAGAGUUUUAAGGUCCCGUAGGGCUGAAACUGAGCGACCAUCUACAAGUUCACCUGCUACACAACCGAGUGGAUCAGGUGAUGAUAGGAAUUCAACAAAUGAAAGAAUGGAAGGUAAUGGUAGUUAUGAGUAGAUGGGGCCACAACCAAGUGGAGGUCCGAUACGAAAAGGGCGUGGAAGAGCCAAAAAUGAAGCCUUGCACAAACUUAAGGAAAACAACUGCCCGGUUCCAGUAGAAUUUGGAGAGGGUUAUAUUAAACUUGUUGGUUUAAAUAACAAAUUAUGGACGGUUGAGGUUGGCAUUAAUACACGAGAUACCGAAGCCCUUCUAAAGUAUAAAACGUGAAGGGAUGUUUCAGAUUUUGAGAAAGAGGUCUACUAUGACCAUUUGAAGGUAAUGAUAACCAUCAUUUAAUGUUUGUUUAUUAAAAAUAAAUCAGAGGUUACUGGUCCAAUUGGUUACGAAUUAUAGCUUACAUUAAUUUUACAUUAUAAAGAAGGUCUUUGGAGUGGAUGCAUAUGCGAAUGACAUUGAUUUUAAGCGAGUAAAUAAGGGAAUUUCCAGUGCAUUGAGGAAAUAUAGAUAUAAAUUGAAGUGUCAUUUUGAAGAGCAUCUUCUGAUUGAGAAUGCAUGCCGCCAUCCUUACAAUGGUAUUGGUCAUGCUGUUUGGCAAAAAUUGUGUGAUACGUGGAUGUCACCAGGUCAAACUCAAAGAAAGGCAGAGCCAAGAAGAUGAGGACAGUGAAAGGGAUGAGGAUCCUGCUAUUCGUUUGUACAAGGACACACAUUUUAAGGAACAAGGUGGAUGGGCACACGAGAAAGCUAAGAGAAAUUUUGAUGCAAUGAAAGAAAAGACUGCACAAAAUUCUCAAAAUUCUGAUGGUACGAGUCCAACCAUAAAUGAUAUUGAGAUAGUGCAAAACCAACUAGGCAUAAGGAAUGGAUAUUGCCGUGGAUUCAGACAUGGUUUCGUGGCUCCAAAGCGUCAAGUGCCUCCUCAUCAUGUGAUGAGGCUUCUAGGAAAAUGGCCGAAAUUGCAGAAUAAAGAAAUGUACAAAUGGCGGAAAAGAUGGAUAAACUUGAGAAGAUGCUUGAGCAGUACCAACAAUAGCCGCCACCAUGGUUCCUCCAAUAUCAGCAGCCGCCACUAUGGUUCCUCCAAUUUCAACAGCAACAGCAGCAGUCACCACCAUGGUUCCACCAAUAACAGUCUCCAUCAAAUUCCCAACAGCAGCAAACCGCACCAAACUGGCAUCAACAGCCACCGCAACCUCCAGCAAACUCUCAUUUUCAGUAGCCGCCACCAACAACAAGGUGGUACCAGCAAGCACCACCACAACCACCAAUAGAAUGAAUAAUAGAUCUUGAAGAGGAUGGAACAAUUUUUUGUGCUACCACAUGGUUUUAGUUUUUGUUUAGAAAACUGGAGAUUUUAUAGAUCUUGAAUAUAUAUAUUGUGUAUUUAUUUUGUUUUAUGGUUAGUAAUAUAUUUUUAAAUGUUAUUGUGGAUC
Messenger RNA from Cornus florida, 1873 nucleotides. RefSeq lists its product as uncharacterized. The record is from RefSeq and is a predicted model, not a curated record. The transcript has 5 exons. Bases 989 to 1711 code for a protein of 240 amino acids. Lineage: Eukaryota; Viridiplantae; Streptophyta; Magnoliopsida; Cornales; Cornaceae.